Molecule: messenger RNA, 862 nt
Organism: Gekko japonicus
Lineage: Eukaryota; Metazoa; Chordata; Lepidosauria; Squamata; Gekkonidae
Gene: NDUFC1
Product: NADH:ubiquinone oxidoreductase subunit C1
Exons: 4
Coding region: 203-490 (95 amino acids)
Cellular component (GO): mitochondrion
Source: RefSeq, a predicted model, not a curated record
UGCCACGGCGCCUGCAAUGGCAGGGGGGGGGGAAUGUUCCCUCGCCUGCCUGAGCCCGGGGGUGGUGGCCUUUUACUGCUAGGGGCAAAAUUCGUCUCUCACGUGAGGCAACGCCAAUUCCACACUUUUUAUGUCACACUAGACAGAGCCUCUCCAAUAAGCAAAUAAUACACAUCACACCACGUCCCGCCCCUAAAGCGAUAUGAUUGGUCGCUCUAAUGGAUGUUGCCUAGACAGCGAGAGGAGAGAGGAAACCGACAUGGCGGCACCUUGGCAAGCUUUGCGGCGCCUUCUGCGGAUCUCGGGAAACCCAACCCCCAUAUCGUCUCGUUCUGCAUUCACGGCAAGGAAGGAUGAUCUAAGAAAUCCUGACUGGGUGAAAGUUAGUAUAUCUCUUGGUUCCACAAUAGCUAUAUGGGUUCUGCUCUUAAAACAGCAUAAUGACGAUACAAAAGAAUAUGAAAGGAGAAAAGCAGAGAAAGAGUCUUAGUAGUCGUCAUUCGAUGGUUGAAGAAGCCCUCCUAAGAAGCUACGGCAGUUAAUGCAUACUGCGCAAGGCGAUUACUAAUUUAAGAUAACCCAUUGGUUCAUAUUAUCUUCCUGAUACAAAACCGUGACAAGAAGGAAAAGUAGCUGAAAUGGUCAUGUUUUAUUUGGUCAUUUCUGAAGCUUAUAAAUAAAACAUAUUACUCUUAAGACUUCUAAUUUGAUCUUUCUGUGCAUAAAAUAGUAACUAAUUUGUAUAUGAAGCUCAUUUGUUGAGGAGAGCAGUUCUCAAAGUGGUUCCUGAGAACACCACGGAGCCCACUGACACCUUUCAUGGCACCCACCGAGUAUUUAUAAAGUGGGUGGGGCUUUUCCA